Molecule: messenger RNA, 974 nt
Organism: Dendrobium catenatum
Lineage: Eukaryota; Viridiplantae; Streptophyta; Magnoliopsida; Asparagales; Orchidaceae
Exons: 1
Coding region: 272-844 (190 amino acids)
Source: RefSeq, a predicted model, not a curated record
AAGACCAGAAAGAAAUAAUUAUCAAUAUAUCAUCAUGAAGAAAAUCCCAUCCAUAAAAUAUUCAAUUUCGUGCCAAUAAACAUUCCCCCCUGUUGAAUAAUUCAAAGAUGUGGUGGGGAUAACUUGCUACACAAGCACCACUUUGCUUAUAAUUUUGUUCAACUGCAAAGAAACAACAAAAUUUUCAUCUCCAUCUCUUUAUCAACACAAGAGAAUAAACAUCCUCUUCAACAACUACUCCCCAUUUUCAAAGAAACAGCAGCUGAGAAUUAUGAAGAGAGAAGGAUGGCAGCGUGGAGCUCUCAUGGUGAGGAACCCAUCCCUUCACCUCACCGACUGCUCCGCCACCUUCGACGCCGGCAGAUUCUAUGGCAAGGCUCCGUCAAGGCCCGGCAGCCACUCGAAGCAAACCGGCAAGUGCCGGAGGCCUCGAUGCACAGAGUGCCACUCCCUCCCUGCGUCAAAAUCUAAGGACAAGGCUAAAGGCGCACACAAACUAAGAUCCUGCAACGUCAAGCUGAACCACAAGCUUGUUUCAUGGAGAGUUGUCAAUGGAGGGCAGCGGCCAAAGUUUGCCGGCGCAUCAGCCAGUGAUCUGUUGAGCCAGUUGUCUGGUUGUUAUUGGAAUGAAGAAGAUGAUGAUCAUGAAGAUGAGGUUCAAGAAAGUGGAGAUCAAUUUCAUGAGUGUGUUGAUUUUGAUGUAGGAGGAUGCAGUGAUGAAAAGGAAGAUGAGGAGGAUAUGAAAGAAGAUGAGGAUGUGGAUGAUGACAUGGGUUUCUGUCAGGUUGGGUUUAUUAUGGAGUAUUUAGAAAGGGAGGAUUGGUAUAUGGUGUAUGAGAUUUGAUUGGAGUGGGAGGGGCGUUAUGGUUUAAUUUGUGUACAGUCUAAUGUGUAUUUUUAUGUAUAUUACUAAGUUCUAUAAUAAUGUACAGGAAUGGUUUCAUUGUACUGGUUAUAUCUUAUGUUUCUUUGAC